Messenger RNA from Ostrea edulis (European flat oyster), 11184 nucleotides. Its product is annotated as protein furry-like. NCBI's taxonomy places the organism in Eukaryota, Metazoa, Mollusca, Bivalvia, Ostreida, Ostreidae. Gene Ontology annotation, biological process: cell morphogenesis; neuron projection development. The record is from RefSeq and is a predicted model, not a curated record. Gene Ontology annotation, cellular component: site of polarized growth; cell cortex. The transcript is spliced from 63 exons. Bases 308 to 9055 code for a protein of 2915 amino acids.
GGAGUACAAUGUUGCAAGCAGUUUUAAAAUAUAGUAGUUAUGAACGUAGAAAUUUAUCCUAUUUUGCCACUUCUCUCUAUUUUAGAAUUGUAAUUCUGCUGUUUAUUGAUCAAAGCAAUGUGAAUGAUAUUGUAAUAUCAUAAAAUCAAUAUAAAAAAUAUCGAUAUGUUUUCUUAUGCAGUAAUGUUCUUAGUCGGUAUUUAGUAAAAGCUCACUUCCGUAAACAUGAGAAUAUUGUCAGUGUCACGACUGUGCAGAUUUUGUGGGGGAAAUAGACACUAGAUGAAAAUUAAGUAGCUUUUUCACCAUGGAAAGGAGCCAUGACAAUGGUCAUGUGCAUGUGAUCAGAUUUCCAUGGCGACGAGAUAUUGGGAGGAAUGUAGAGGCGGAUCCAGUGAAGCCAGGGGAGUAUACUCUACAGACUCUGUUCCUACAGUUCUGUUCCCUAGCAGAGAAGAAAGUGGAGCAGGUUGUAGCAGAGCCAUUGGAGAAGCCUUUAGCAAAGUCCUUACAGAGAGGAGAAGACUCGCAGUUUGAUCAGAUUUUGGGGGCUAUGGGUAUUGUAGCCGAGCAGAGUCUGCCUUCCAUUCUACAGAGUCUGUUCGCUUGGUUUGAAAAACAGAACAUGAUAGAAGAAUCAUCUCAGCUUGAUGCAAGACAGAGACAUAGGAGUAAAGGGAGCAAAGACUUCCUGUGUGAAAGAAGAGAUUUGGCAGUGGAGUUUGUGUACUGUUUAGUACUUAUUGAAGUUUUAGCUAAGCUGAAUUUCCACCCUGGCUAUGAAGAACUAGUGGUGUACAUAAUAAAACAGGCCUUCCGACAUUUCAAGUACAAGGAUGGGAUACAAGCGAAUCCAAACUCGCAGAACAUUGGUGUUGUUGCUGAUCUGUAUGCUGAGGUCAUCGGAGUGCUUGCUCAGUCAAGAUUUCAAUCUGUUAAAAAACAUUUUGUGACUGAGUGGAAAGAACUUAAGCUUAGAGACCAGACUCCAUAUACAGCACAGAGCAUCAUUAGCCUGCUGAAUGGACUCAAGUACUUCCGGGUCAAGAUGCAUCCAAUCGAAGAAUUUGAGGCUUGUGUUUCCUUCCUUCAUGACCUUGGUCAUUAUUUUCUGGAUGUCAAGGACAGAGAAAUCAAGCAUGCUCUGGCUUUAUUGUUUGUGGACAUCCUCCUCCCAGUGGCAGCAACAGCUAAAAAUGAGGUGAAUGUCCCCGUCUUGAAGAAUUUGGUGGAGAUGUUGUAUGCCCCUGUGGUGGACAUGACCACAAAAAAGAAGCACUCAAAUCAAGUUUUCCCACUGGUGACCUGCCUUCUGUGUGUCAGUCAGAAACAGUUCUUCUUGACCAACUGGCCAUAUUUCCUGACCACUUGUUUGUCCCACUUAAAAUCCAGGGACCCUAAGAGCUCUAGGAUGGCCCUGGACUCGCUUCAUAGACUUCUUUGGGUUUACAUGGUGAGAAUCAAAUGUGAGAGUAACAGCGUCACCCACAGUCGUUUGCAGAGCAUCUUCAGCAGUCUGUUUCCCAAGGGGUCAAAGGUCGUCACACCUAAAGAUGUACCUCUUAAUUAUUUCGUCAAAAUGAUCCAGUUUAUUGCCAAGGAAAGGCUGGAUUUUGCCAUGAAGGAAAUCAUUUUUGAUCUGCUGUGUGUUGGGAGACCUGCCAAAAUAUUUCUGUCCCAUGGACCCGAGAGGAUGAGUAUUGGUCUGCGGGCUUUCCUUGUGAUAGCAGACAGUUUACAACAGAAGGACGGGGACCCGCCCAUGCCUCAGUCACAGGCGACUCUCCCCUCAGGGAGCACAGUCAGGGUCAAGAGAACAUUUCUCAACAAGAUGCUGACAGAUACCACAGCCAAGACUAUUGGAAUCGCCCACUAUUACCCCCACAUCCUGAAAGCAUUUGAUUCCAUGCUUAGGGCACUGGAUCUACAAGUGGGCAGACAACUCCUGCAGACCAAAAUAGAAAAUGUGGGCAAAGAACCCGAAGUCCUAAUGGGAGGAGAGAGAAAAGCAAAGAUUGAGUUGUUCCGAACUUGCAUCGCAGCCAUCCCUCGACUGAUCCCAGAUGGAAUGUCGGCUAUGGAGCUUGUGGAGAUGCUGAACAGACUGACGGUACAUGUGGAUGACACACUGAAAGGCCACGCCUUCCAAGCUCUUCAGAACCUAAUGUUGGAGUCACCUUCCUGGAGAGAAAAUGUUAUUAGAGGUUUUGUGAUGUUUAUACAAAAGGAGAUCAGUGAUGUGACAAACCAGCUAUUGGACAGCUCCUUGCGUCUGCUGAUGCAGCUCCUGGUUCAGUGGAAGGCCAGCAUGAACAUGAACUACAAGGAUAAGAAUGCAGGAGAUGGUAAUUAUAAUGUGCCAUUGGUGAGACAGGAAGUGACUGAUCUGAGCGUGCUCCAUGAGGUGGAAGGACUAGCUUUGGUUAUGAUGUGCAGUGCAAGAGUUGUCACUCGGAAACUGGCAGUUCAUCUACUCAAAGAAGUCCGCAACAUCUUUAACUCUGCCAAUACACAGGGGAGUUUUGAACCUUGCCUCCUGGAGAUGAUUGACAGGUCUUGUGGUGAUAUCAUAAAGAGGCUAUUACCAUCUCUCCCUCACUCAGAAAAGUCUUUGAUAAUGACUUCAUCCAACAUUGACCUGACCUGGAUUAUUGACCGUGCAGCCUCAGUUUGGAACCCCACAAACAUUGACCCCAAGAUGUCCGAGCGGCACUGGUCAGCUGGAAAGGUCAGUCCCUGGAUGAGGUGUGUAGCCAUGUUUGUGUCCAGUGACUUUGGAAUGACCGUUUGUCCACAUGCAGUGGGAGCCUCCUGGCCAAUCGUGUUCUCCAGACUUAGUAACGUCUACGCAUUACUAGAGCCCAGUACAAUGAUUAACGAAAACCGCACCUCCCUCUUACGAUCUGGCACGUCCAACAAGAAGCCGACCACGGAGAAGGACCUUGUGAUGGAAUUGUGGCAGAAUUAUGUCAUCCUGGCCUGUGCAGUGGCUCAGAAAGGAAUUCCCCCACAGUUUAGAUGUGCAUCACCAGAUCCAGGAUCAUCCCCUGACAGUGCUGGUGGAGACAGCAUCAAGAACAGUAACUCCUGCUCAGCCACAGCCCUGUUCCAGAUGUUGAUUCCUCUAAUGAAGUGUGAAAAUAUUGACAUGAGAGACACCAUUGUUAAUGGUUUAGGGUACACCAACCCGGCAGUCUUCAGGGAACUAAUGGAUGAGUUGGUGGGUUAUCUGAAGGAAGCCAUUGAUAGAAAGGAGGGAAAUUUCAAGCGCAGAAGAAAGAAGGACGUCCUGAGAGUGCAGCUGGCUCAUAUAUUUGAACUGAUGGCUGCAAACAAGACCUUUGCCCAAGCGGACUCGGGAGUGAUUGAUAAAGAGGAACACUGCCUUAACAAGAUGUUUGUAGAGUACAUUGACGGGGCUCGUCAGUACCUGGAGAGCGAGAGUGACAGGAAUCUGCCUGAUUUACAGGACAUCAGGCUUCACUUCAGUCGAUUUGUACGGGAACUCAUCAGUAAUACGCCAAUGGAGUAUAAACGUACUUUGCUGACCAGAGACCUGAGGUACAGUCUAUUCCACCUGUUUGGGAAUUGGAGCGGGAAAUUUAGCCACACUAUGGGUGAUUCUACAGACAGAAGAGUCUCCAAGGAGGAGAUAACUGUGUUGGAGUUGUCUGCUGUAAAAGCCAUGUCCGCUGUCUUGUGUUGCGGACCCGUGUUUGAUCCGAACGGUCUAAACGACGACGGAUACAUCUACCAAUGGGCCCACAUGCUGCUCAGUUCUCAUGAGGACAGGAUUUAUGAGCUGGCCAAGGAAACAGUGGUGCUCUUGUUGGAUUUUAACCCUGACACCAGCGGACUGCUGGAUUGGGUGAUUGAUCGUUGUUACACAGGGGCUUAUGAAGUGGCAGACGGAUGCUUCAAUGCCCUCGCGGCAGUCUUCCAAUCAAAAGAGUAUCCUUGUGACCAUGUGGCCAUGUUAAACCUUGCCCUGCUGAACGUGGGAAGCCCGCGGAUGCAGACCCACGAGACUGCGGUACAACUGCUUCAUCUCCUUGACACACGCUUCUUCCAGGAACCGGUCUUCUACACAGAAUCCACGGCCGAGGAUGUUAAUACCGCACGUCUGCCAUUAAACGACAUCUUCCUCUCUGUGUCUUACUGCCAUGCUCAGAUGAGUUUGUCUGAACAACUUGCCAAAUUCCAUCCAGAAAUCACGCUGGAUAUGUUUUCUGAAAUAACUCACCGAUUCCAGACAGCCAAACCAUCAGUCAGACAAACACUGCUUAGGUAUCUGUUACCAUGGUUACACAACAUGGAGUUAGUGGACCCCUCUCUGCCUCAGGCCAGUCCACUGAGUAACUUCCUGACUCGUCUCCAUGACAACCAGGUGGAGACCUACAAACCCCCACUGAAGGGUGAAGGGUGGGGUUCCCCAGAGGCCACAAAAAUGGUGCUGAACAACCUGUUUUACAUCACUGUCAAGUUUGGAGAUGAUCAUUAUCGAGAGAUAGAGGAGCUGUGGGCAGCUCUGGUUAUUGGUUGGCCAAACAAUUUGAGGGUCAUCAUCCACUACCUUGUCAUCUUAACCAAUAUGGCUGCUGCUGAACUAUUGCCAUUUGCAAAGAGAGUUGUGAGUUACUUGGGGCGAGCUCGACCUGAGCGUUUGGUUGAUGAGCUAAUGAAUGAGUUACAGACCGUUGAAACACUCAACAUGACAAUUGAGCGCACUCAGACGCCCCCGUAUUUCAGACUUUCUCAGAUAAAGCGUAACCCCAUCACUGUCAACACGACAGACGAUGAAAAAUUGGAGACACAUCCUGGUGAUGCUCCACUGGAGAAGGGAACUCUUCACACCAAAAGACACAGCGCCAAUGAAGACUUGCCAAGCGACAGUACACCGCAAACGGAGUCCACCACUUCCCUGCGAAGUGUGUCCAGUACAUCGUCAUCACAAGAUCAGUUCCUACUGGAUGAGGAAAUCCAUCUGCCCGGCCCCUCGCCUGCUAGGGCCUCGGAGAACAGACGUAGUGAAUCGCCUGUCCCUUACCCUCUACCCAUGCCAGCCUAUGGGGGAUACUUUGCUCCUCUGUCAGAGUACCUGCCAGAGAGUCUUCAUCCCACCCCAGGAUUUCAUCGGAGCAACAUAGCAGUGAUGUUUUUGUCGGAUCUGGUGUUGGAUGGUCUAGAGAUUGACUGGUCGGCUCAUUUGCCGUUAAUGUUACAUGUCAUUUUCUUAGGGUUGGACCACAUGAGAGCCAUGGUGUAUGAACACUGUAAAAAACUGUUAGAGAACCUGAUCCUCUUGGCCUCAGCGCAGGAAGGUCAGAAUAUUGCCAGGAUGUUACUGGGUUAUCGUAGUAACAUCUCUGACACUCUUAAACUCAUAGCCGAGGACAGAGAAGGGCCUGGAAUUCUGGAGAGCAGCACAGAGGAUCCAAUCUCUAGGUCCACCAUUAGUGUGGAGAGCAGGGACAGCAACCAGACGCUGAUUCCUGAUGUUGCCAUAGCAACAGAGCAACUUAGUGACCCAGAUUCAUUUAACACAGUGGAAGAUAUUGUCAAAGCUAUUUUGGAUUUCAUGGAGAGCAGACGGGGUCGCCCGCUCUGGAGCUGUGAAGACAUUACACCAAGAACCUUGAAAACACAGAGCGCAUAUCAACUCGAGUUCUUCCUGAAGUGUGUGGUCAAGUGCUUCAAAGAGUUGUCUCCCAUUGCCCUUGUUGAACAGAGAUGGUCACAUGUUGCCCUGCAGCUGGCUUUGUCGUGCUCCUCCAGACACUAUGCUGGAAGAUCUUUUCAGGUGCUGCGAGCUCUGCACAUCAGGCCUACCACCCAAAUGUUGUCAGACAUCUUGUCUCGUUUAGUGGAGACGGUGGCAGAACAGGGAGAGGACAUGCAGGGUUAUGUCACAGAGAUUAUUCUAACACUAGAAGCUGCUGUUGACAAUUUGGAUAUCGAAAUGCGUCCCAUAGACUACAUGAGAGAGAUUUUUAUGUCAACUCCAAACUUGGCCAAGGAGUACACAGAGGGUAGAAAAGGGUCACUAAUGGCCCCACGACAAGCUAUUCCCCACCACGCACGCAGCACAAGUUACUCUGUGACUGGUCCCCCACACAGAUCAACACACCUUGACCUCCGGUUCCGAGCCAGUACAGACAUAGACAGACUGAGAUCCAAUAUUCCCCGCUCCAGAAGUGCCCAGUCUUUAAAGAAUGCUGACCAGGGUGGGACAGAGGACAAACUGACCAUUGUAGCCCAGAUGUUUUGGAUAGCUGUGUCCCUGCUCGAGUCAGAUUACGAGUAUGAGUUUCUGUUGGCUGUGCAGCUUUUACAGAGAAUUCUUCAGCAUAUUCAGCCAGAGAGAUCUGAGUGUCGGGAGAGGCUGGAGAAAAUCCAGCAGCAAAUCAAGUGGACCAACUUCCCAGGGGUCCAAACUCUACUGCUCAAGGGUUUUACUUCCUCUGUGACGAUGGAAUCUGUGUGGUCCUUGUUGUCACGGUUGACAAUCAGUAUUGCUGCCCCUGUGGUGGACCCCACAGAAAUCCUGGGCUUCCCUAUAAAUGUGAUAGCAUUAUUGCCUGUUCUUGUCCAGAAUUAUGAAAAUCCUAGUCAGAAGUGUCGAGAUGCGGCAGACCAUAUAGUGCAGAUUUGCUCCCAGAAGUCUGAGCGGCUGAACAAUCUGGGGACCGUGAUGUCGCUUUAUAGUCGGGGUACAUUCGGUAAGGACAGCUUCCAGUGGACCAAGUGUGUGAUUAAGUACGUACUGGACGUGUACGCCACAGCCAGCCUCAGUAUGAUCAGCUUCCUGGUGGAGGUUUUAGAGAAGGGACCGAACAGCUACCAGUCGUCCGUGUUCCAGAUUUUACAUUGUAUGGUGCACUACAUUGACAUAAGUUCUCCGUCGUCCUCCAUCCUGAACUCGGAGCUCGUCCAGGUCAUCAGUAGACAUGUCGAGGGUUCUCACUGUAAAGAGGCUCUGAAAAUCCUGAAGUUGGCUGUCACUCGAUCAUCCACCCUGGCGGCGGCCCCUCUAACUACCACCAGCACCACCAGCCACGACUACAACGUCCCAGUGACUCACACCUCAUUCGCAGAGGCGGAGAUGUUUCUGAUCAAAAAGGAGUUACCAGGUAGGACCCUGGACUUUUCUGUGGAUAUAGGUACAGUGCCUAUUGUUGGUCGUAAUUAUAUCAACACAGAUAUACACGGCCCUCUUACUGCACAGCCCGCCUCACAGGAAGUUCCAACCUCACCCACCCGGAAAAGUUCGGGAGAUGGGGACUCCUGCUGGAGAAAACCACAAAGUUCACAGCCCCGUGUACGUGAGAGACUAGCUGAACUACUGACAUGCUAUGGACAGAAACGUCUCCCCAAGAGUCCCUCAGAUACUGUUAUUAAUAAGGUAAGAGAGGCCAUUGGAACUCGGAGCAGAAACAGGGAGACAAGGCUGGUCAUAUUCAGCCAAUCGAGUGACACUUUAGAUCACCAGCAGAGUGUGGCUUCUAGUGGUGAAGAGACGUCCACUGCGGAUGGUGGAUCUAGUGACAUCAUGAAUGAACCCAAUGUGAAUGAUAUUAACCUAACCAUUAAAGGGUUUGACUUCCUUAACGAGGAGGACUCAGAGGACAAUGACUAUUAUUCGUCAUUGGAUACCAUCAAGCCAUACACCAUGAUGUCGAACAGAGAGACAUUGCCCACACGUCCCUAUGGCAGCGUGCCAGACCUUAAGCUUCUGGACAGCCUCUCAAACUCUGAGAAAGUGGUGUCACCUAGUGACAGUAUCAGUCUCAAAGAGGAGAGAAUGUCUGAUGAUGAGUCAGAGGCUAAUGAGGAGGACAGGCUGCCUGCGAGUUUACCAGGGGGGACAACCAUUGUUUUACAGAACCCUUGUCUGGACAACAUUCGCCCUAACAGCCCAGAUACAACAUCUACUCACAGUCUCCACAGUGAAAGUGACCUUGACCUAGUUGAUAUUGGGUCUAAUUCCACCUCCCCCAGCUUUUCCCAGACCAAGGAUACGUUUGUGUUCAUGACGCUACAGAAUGAUGAGGUGGAAGACGUGUGGAAGACCCACAUUACAAACGUGAUGUCACAAUCCUCCGCUGUCCUCACCGUCAAGACUUCGCAAAUUUUCCCCAGGCUGUACAGGGAACUUCGACGGCGCCUUGACACUAUGAUAAAAGAAGCUUGUUAUUACAUCUCCAAGACGGAGUCGCUGAAACAUAUGGCAACACAGUUCAGACAGAUAAUGGACAUGAUUUUUCUACACAUGGAGUGCCCCUUCUUCUACGUGGAUGCUGAUACUUUGACAGGAAGUAGGACGGUGGAGAAACACAAGUUCAGUGUGCUAGAGAUCCAGGAGUAUUACGAGACAUACUCCAUGAGGAAGGAUCUGGCAGAACAGAGUCUGGAAGUGAUUAAGUCAUCCAUUAAGCAGGAGUCCCUGGGUGAUGGAGGUCAAGGAACCUCAAUCUGCAGUACUGACCAGAAACUAGAGCUGUGCACCAAGUUGUAUCGGGUGAUCUUCCAGCUGGUGUCCAUGUUUGAGAAUUUUGUGAAGCUGAUGGACACCUUCCGUUCUGUGACAUCAUCUCCACAGAUUGCAGACAUGUCCCUCCAGGUGUCGUCCUUGAGAUCCGAGGUUUCUCAGGCUCUACAGGAGAUGGAGAAUGGCCAGGUGUCCCCAAUAAACACAGACUCCAGCAAAAUCAUCACCAAAGCGGAGGCGGUUACCAGUUUACUGGAGUACAUCAAUGGGCACCAGUUUGUCAAGGCCAUCCAGCUCUUGAGGUCAUUUAGGUGUAAUUGGCCUGGUGACAUCUUUGGACAGACAAGUGAUGAUGAUAUCAUUGCCCUGCUGAAUAUUUACUGUGCCUCACAAGCAGAGAAACGAACAGGUUUGUUCGUCCUGAUGGGGUUGGAUAUAGACUUGGGACUCAUUAAGAGCCAGCUAAUGCAGCUGAACAUCCAGAUGAGGGGGAGGUCGUCUUCAGUGCCCUCCCUGACCCCCCGGACUCCGGAGGAGGAAGCCCAGCAGGAUUCCAGCUCCUUAUGACUAGAACACCUGGGAAAGAUGUCGUUUGUGUGAAGAACUGAUCAGAAAUCGCUAUCUCCUGAACUUUCUUUGAUGUUGGAAUUUUCUAUUUCAUGUGGAAAUUAUCUUUUUAUUGAAUUCUCAUAACCAUCUAAACAUAUACAUGUAACUUACUAAGGAAUCAUUAUAGCUGAAAUGUAGGAUUUUUUGUAAACUUUUUGUCAUGAUGAAAUAAUAAUUUUCUGGAAAUCACCAUGUUUAUAUGCAAAUAAUCUUAAUCAUGAUAUUAAAAUUAUUAAGGAACUAAUCCAAAUAGCCAUGAUUAAUUACUAUGGAACUAAUUCUACUGAUUAUACACAAAUGAUAUCUUUCCCAGUGGUCUUCAGCAGUCCUGGUGUAGUGAAUUGUUGUAGGUGUAGUACAUACAACGCACUCGCACUCGUUGUAAAGGUGAUGUUCACGCAUGUUUCAGUGACAGGAUUUGCUGAUUGACCACAUGGAACAGGAAUUUUUAUUGUACAUAGAAGCCUUAAUGUACCAUGAAUAUUGUGUUAGUUGUGGGGCCUUUUCUAUACCACAUCGUAUGUUUUAGAUUAAUUAGACUGUUCUUUUUGUAAAAACUCGGUAUCACUUCAGCGUUUAGUAUUUCAAUUUUAUCGGGUACUGAGGUUGUUUUGUACUCUGACCAAUGGCGGCAUUGAAUAUUUUGUGCUAGAUAUGUUGUAUGUUAUGAUGAAUUUGCAUAAUACAAUAAUAUUUAUAAUUUAUUUGCUAGUAUGUACAUUAUUAUGAAUUUCAUUUGGUAGUGCUUACUUCUCUCUCUCUCUCUGAUAGUGCUGAUUUUUCUCUCUUUCUAAUGAUAAUAAAAUGUUAAUGAGAGUAACUGAGAAUUACCAUGAAAUGUGUCAUAGAAAAUGUCAAACCUCAACAGUGGGUGAAGCUUGCGUCGCAAAGCGACACAUGUGAGUCACAUGAUCUGUACUUCAUCAACUGAUGAGGAUAACCCCAAGGUGCUCUGGAAAAAUGUCGCAGUCACAUGAUCCUUCUUUGAAAAAUCCAGAUUACAUAAAUUGUUUGUAAAACAGACAUUUUUUAAUAACCUUCUCAUAACUUUCUACAUUUUGUUCUCAUACUUUCCUAUGUAUUGUUCUAAUUAUGGUGUCACAAUGUACCAUUUACAUCAAGCAAGUUAUAUUUCCUGUGUUAAAUGAAUAGGUGGAUCAAAUCUCUAAAGUCGUGUUGCAAGAUGUUCGAAAAUAUUACACUACACAUACUGUGCGCUUUUAAGUACAAACUAAUCAAUAAAUAGUUGUGUAUUACUGAAUGAGUUACUGAUUAUCAAAACGAUAAAAACACAGGCACUCCACGUUUUAGAUUUCUAUAAUAAAAAAAAAAAGUCUUCCUGUAAACAAUGAAUAUUAUGUUUACAGGAAGACAAUUUUUUUUAAUUACAGAUAUCAAAACGUGGAGUGCCUGUGAAUAAAAAGUAGACAUUCUUUCUUGUGGAAUUCAAAAAUAUAGGAGAGCACGGAGACUGAAAUUAUUUUACAAACCAGAAGAUGGACUGUCGUUCAUAUAUUCUUUUGUGUUUAGAUACAUGUAGAUCUUCCCUCGAGUAGUUCUUGGUGUGCUAUUGUGUUUAAUAGUUGAAUGGUAUUAUUUAAUGCAAUACAGCAUUAGUAAAUAAAGUUGGCUGUUUUAAACAUAAUUUUCUGGUUUAUAGAAACAUUACACUCUUUAUGUGUAGUAAUCAAACAUUUCGGGAAUUUUAUAUUGCAAUAAAAAGACUUGCAUUGCUGUGGGUGAUUUCUUUAUACAUAACUUUUAUAGGACACAAUACUCUGGCUGUCCCAAACAUUUUUCUAGUUAGUGUGUAGAGGGUCCUUCAUAAUUUUCAGUUUUAUAUGAUGUAAACGCUGUACAGUUUAUUUAGAAGCUACAGUAACAAUAUUUACCUGAAAUAGUGUUAUGAUUUUUUGCACAGUAAUUAAAACCACAUGUGUAAUUUCAUUACAGCUAGCAUGCAUCUUUCUUGCUUAUGUUUGAUCUAUAAACCAUUCAGCAUUUUCAUUGUACGAUUUAGAUUAAAACAAUUUAUUGUAUAUUUUUGGAAUGUGUAAUAUGGAAAUAUCAAUAAAUAUUUAAAUAAA